This is a messenger RNA of Caenorhabditis angaria, 2357 nucleotides long. The record is from the annotation of a GenBank genome assembly. Lineage: Eukaryota; Metazoa; Nematoda; Chromadorea; Rhabditida; Rhabditidae.
AUGUCAAGUCGUCUACAAAAUUUGCAAAAUUGGACAAAUAAAAAUGUGUUCAGUAAUUCGUUAGAUUAUUGGAAUCAAGAUUCUCAUGAGGUUCCUUCAUAUCAAAAUGCUCCGCCGGCUCAAGAAUCUUAUGGAUCAACAAUUGCACUUCAACCAAUUCAAGAGUCGCCUGAUUCACCAAAAGAUCCAGCAAGAGAAUCGGGAGGAAAUGAAGAAGUUGAUCCAGAAGCAUCGGAUUCUGAACCGAUUUCUGGUAGGGGAUUUUGAAUUUUUAGAGGGAAAAAGAAAGACUUGGAAUAUUUAAAAUUGAAUUUUGAAGAAAGAACUACAGUAGUACUUUAGGUGUUCGGAACUAUUUUAUUUCUAAUUUCAAAAAAAUUUGGAAGUUCAAAUAAUUCUCAAAAACUUGUUCUAAUCUGAACUUUCCUGUUUUCUGGUUCACAAACAAUUCUGGAAUUUUUUUAUAAUCAGACCACAGCUAAAGCCACCAGAAUAUCACAUAAACUUCAGUUUUCCAUUUUCAAGCUCUAAUUUCAAUAUGAAAAUAAUUUAGAAUUUUUCGAUCAUUUUUUGAGUCUUGAACAAUUCUGGAAUCUCUAUAUUUUGAAGCUCAACUUUCUUAAUUUUUAGAAUUUUGGAUUUCCCCAAAACAAUUAAAAUUUCCAAUGAAAAUUUCAGCUCUCCAAGCCGCUUGGAAUGUGACAAAUGCAAUUCAAGGAAUGUUUAUUGUUGGUCUUCCAAUUGCAGUCAAAGUUGGUGGUUGGUGGUCGAUUGGUGCAAUGAUUGGUGUCGCUUAUAUUUGUUAUUGGACUGGUGUUUUAUUAAUCGAAUGUCUUUAUGAAACUACAGAUGAUUCGAAAAUCGUAAAAGUUCGAAAAACUUAUCGAGAAAUUGCUGAUUUUUAUAAACCUGGAUUUGGUAAAUGGGUUUUAGCAGCACAAUUGACUGAAUUAUUGUCAACUUGUAUUAUUUACCUAGUUCUGGCUGCUGAUUUAUUGCAGGUAUUUUUAGGUUUUUUUCUGAUUAUUUUCUGAAAUAUCAAAUUCCAGAGUUGUUUUCCAUCAAUGGAUAAAGCUGGUUGGAUGAUGAUUGUCUCUGCUUUUUUGCUUUCUUGCUCAUUUUUAGAUGAUCUACAAAUUGUCUCACGUCUCUCAUUUUUCAAUGCUAUUUCGCAUUUGAUUGUCAAUCUCAUCAUGAUGAUUUAUUGCAUCUCUUAUAUACCGUAGGUCAUUUUGUUGAGAAUGGGGAAAUCAUUGUGUUUCAGAUCUUGGUCAUUUUCUUCUGUCACUUUUUCAUUGAAUAUAAAUACGCUUCCAACAAUUAUUGGAAUGGUUGUUUUUGGGUAUACUUCACAUAUUUUUUUGCCGAAUUUGGAAGGAAAUAUGAAGGUUUGUGGAAAAACAAGGGUUACUGUAGAUAAAAAAGUUUGAAAAGAGAUUGGGAUACUGUAGUCUCAAUGGAAUUAAACAAGUUUGAGUUUGAAUAGAAUAUUUUUGGAAUUUUUUUGAAAAGCUGUGGAAUAAUUUUUUACAAAGUGAUAAUUAACGAAAAUCAAGGAAAAAUUUUUGAGAAAAAAUUUAAGAAUGAAAAUUCUACCAUACAUGAAAAUUCUAAUUUUUAGGAAAAAUAAAUUCUGAAUAAAAAUUUCCCUCGGCUUUUCCAACAAAAAAAAAUCAUUGAAAUGUUCGAAUCCUAAUUUCCUAAACAAAUUUCCCACUAUUUUCAGUCCCCCUCCGAAUUCAAUUGGAUGUUAAAAUGGUCGCACAUCGCAGCUGCAAUUUUCAAAGUUUCCUUCGGUCUUUUCGGAUUCCUAACAUUCGGCGAAUUAACCCAACAAGAAAUAUCAAAUUCUCUUCCAAAUCAAGCUUUCAAAAUUCUCGUAAACCUGAUUUUAGUCGUCAAAGCUCUUUUGAGUUAUCCCCUUCCAUUUUAUGCAGCUGUUCAACUCUUCAAAAAUAAUCUCUUUCUCGGAUAUCCAAAGACACCAUUCACAAGUUGUUAUUCUCCUGAUAAAUCACUUCGAGAAUGGGCUUUGACUCUUCGAAUCAUUUUGGUUUUAUUCACUCUUUUCAUUGCGUUAUCAGUCCCAUAUUUGAUCGAAUUAAUGGGUUUAAUUGGAAAUAUUACAGGUACAUUUGAAGGUUUCUUUAUCAUAAUUUAAAUAAACAUAUUCAGGAACAAUGUUAUCAUUCAUUUGGCCAGCUUUAUUCCAUCUUCAUAUAAAAGGAGCAAAAUUGGUCAACAUUGAUAAACGGUUCGAUCAAUUUAUAAUUGGAAUGGGAUGCACUGUGUGUAUAUCUGGUGUUUAUUUCUCAACAAUGGAAUUAGUUCGUGCAAUCAAUGCUGCUGAGAGCUAA